UUCUUAAUUUUUGAGUCUUGUAUCACAAACCAACUUCACUCCUCUCACUACUUACACAACAUAUAUAUAUUAGUGUGUUUUUUGUCAAGAUGUUGUACAAGUCAUCUGUGAGGCCUUUAAGGAUUGUCAUGACUAAUUUGCUUACAGUAUUGUUGCUAAUUGAUGUGUUUGCAUAUGGCUUCAGAUACGGAGUAGAUGGCUUAAACAUGAACUACUACUUGAUGAGUUGUCCUUUUGUUGAACCCGUUGUUAAGAACAUUGUCAACAGGGCUUUCCAGAAUGAUCCAACACUUGCAGCUGCUCUAAUUAGAAUGCACUUUCAUGACUGCUUCAUUGAGGGAUGUGAUGGCUCAGUUCUGAUUGACUCCACUAAGGAUAACACAGCAGAAAAAGAUUCCCCAGGGAAUUUGAGCCUAAGAGGCUACGAAGUCAUUGAUGAUAUCAAAGAAGAGAUUGAAAGGCAAUGCCCUGGCGUGGUUUCAUGUGCUGAUAUUCUUGCCAUGGCUGCUAGGGAUGCAGUUUUCUUUACUGGAGGGCCAGUGUAUGACAUACCUAAAGGAAGAAAGGAUGGAAGAAGGUCCAAAAUUGAGGAUACUAUCAAUUUGCCAUUCCCUACUUUCAAUGCCUCUGAGCUCAUUAGGUCAUUUGGUCAACGUGGUUUUUCUGCACAAGAGAUGGUUGCCCUCUCCGGGGCUCAUACACUAGGAGUGGCAAGGUGUGCUUCUUUCAAGAACCGAUUGAGCCAAGUGGAUCCAAAUUUGGACACAGAAUUUGCCAAGACAUUGGCUAAAACAUGCAAUUCUGGCGACAAUGCAGAGCAGCCAUUCGAUUACACGAGGAACGAUUUUGACAACGUUUACUUCAACGCCUUGUUGAGGAAAAAUGGGGUUCUUGCAUCAGACCAAACACUCUACACUAGCCCCAAAACUAGGAACUUUGUGAAUGCUUAUGCAUUCAACCAAGCCAUGUUCUUCUUUGAUUUUCAACAAGCAAUGGUGAAGAUGGGUCUGCUUGAUGUCAAAGACAAUUCCAAUGGCGAAGUCCGAGAAAAUUGCCGCAAAAUAAACUGAAUCAAUUAGUUAAAACUACAUUCUAUGCAUAUUAUCUGUAUAAAUAUGUAUGCUUAACACUAGCUCUAUUUUGUAUCCGUUGGGUGCAUUUAUAUUUAUAGUUGUAAUCCUAAAUAAUCAGUGUAUUUCCUAUAUUAAUUAUAUGUAGCGUGGAAGUAACUCAA
This is a messenger RNA of Cajanus cajan (pigeon pea), 1234 nucleotides long. RefSeq names its product peroxidase 47. Gene Ontology annotation, biological process: response to oxidative stress; hydrogen peroxide catabolic process. Gene Ontology annotation, molecular function: peroxidase activity; heme binding. NCBI's taxonomy places the organism in Eukaryota, Viridiplantae, Streptophyta, Magnoliopsida, Fabales, Fabaceae. The record is from RefSeq and is a predicted model, not a curated record.